CAGGAUUAUCCACCCCGGGAGAGCCAGAUGUAAGAGAGAACACGCUUCGUUUCUGAUCAGGCCUGACAAGAGGCGUGGCCGGCCGGGGCGUGGCUUCGAGUUCCGCACUUGCAGGGUGGCAUCCAGCUGGGCGCACGCGCAUUUCGCGAGGAGGUGCGACCUGGAACUAUGGCGACUGCAGCGGUCCACCCUGCGUCCCUGCGACUGCGGCUGCUCCUCUCGCCCCUGAAGUCCAGGAUCCGGGUGCCCCAGGCUGCAGCCGCCUUCGGCACUUCAGUGACUUCUGCCAAGGUGGCUGUGAAUGGCGUUCACCUGCAUUACCAGCGAACAGGAGAAGGGGAGCAUGCAGUUCUUCUGCUUCCCGGGAUGUUGGGAAGUGGAAGCACGGACUUUGCACCACAGCUUCAGAGCCUAAAUAAGAAGCGCUUCACAGUGGUGGCCUGGGACCCUCGAGGAUAUGGACAGUCCAGACCCCCAGAUCGAGACUUCCCACGGGACUUUUUUGAAAGGGAUGCAAAGGAUGCUAUUGACUUGAUGAAGGCGCUGCAGUUCAAGCAGGUCUCCCUCCUGGGCUGGAGUGACGGGGGCAUCACGGCACUCGUUGCUGCUGCGAAGUACCCAUCUUACGUCCGCAAGAUGGUGAUCUGGGGAGCCAAUGCCUAUGUCACUGAGGAAGACGUCAGGAUUUACCAGGGUAUCCGAGAUGUUUCUAAAUGGAGUGAGAAGACAAGGAAACCUCUGGAAGCCCUAUACGGAUAUGACUACUUUGCCAAAACCUGUGAGAAGUGGGUGGAUGGCAUAAACCAGUUUAAACAUCUGCCAGACGGUAACAUCUGUCGGCACUUGCUGCCCCUGGUCCAGUGCCCAACCCUCAUCGUGCACGGGGAGAAGGACCCAUUGGUCCCACGAUUUCAUGCUGACUUCCUUCACGAGCAUGUGAAAGGGUCACGGACUUUCUCAAAAGCAUGAUCAAUAAAAGAAGACAUUCCGUUUCUGUUAUGGGCCACCAGGUUUGCAUGGCUUCGGAGGUCUGCCAUUGAAGGAUGAGGAAAAGGUCUGAGUAGCCUGUUGCUGUCCCGUUUCAUGAUGGACAAGAGCCCCUCACAAAGAAUCAGCUGCUCUUUUGGUUUCCCGAGAAAGCAGAGAUGCAUACGGUCCUCCUGGCCGACUUAUUGGUUCAGAACAUAUUGAGGAUCUUGUCACAUUCAUUCAGAGUAAAGAUGCGAGAGCACAUUCAUUAUGGCCUUGUCACUAGUGGACAGCUCUCACAGCUUCAUUUGAAAGCUGAAAAUAGUGAGACUGGAGACAAAAUGGUGCCAGUGAGAUCAGUGUCUCAUGCCACCAUGACUGAGAGGGGCUGGAUCAGCAGAGCUGAGAUGACCACUGGGUUUAUACCAAAUUUCACAGCCUCUUCCUAAGAGAUCUAGACUUUCCAAAGAUGCCUCGUGCUAUAGGACUCCUCCCCUGCAAAUAGGAACUUUAAACCGAUAGGGCUCCUUCACGAUGUUGCAUGAAUCCUAAAUGGUCUUAUAAUAAAAACCCAGAGCCAGAUAUUAGGGUAAAUGCUAAAAGAC
Peromyscus leucopus (white-footed mouse) is the source of this 1574-nucleotide messenger RNA. RefSeq names its product biphenyl hydrolase like (gene Bphl). Bases 169 to 969 code for a protein of 266 amino acids. The record is from RefSeq and is a predicted model, not a curated record. Lineage: Eukaryota; Metazoa; Chordata; Mammalia; Rodentia; Cricetidae. The transcript is spliced from 7 exons.